AUGGUGCUGCUGAAGCGAGCCAAGCUGAAGGCCAAGGCUCAGGCCAAGCUGGUGCACGUCAUCCGUCAUGGUGAGGCUCAGCAUAACGUGCAAAAGAAGUUCUUGCUGAAGCAAGACACAAAGCUGACCAAGAGAGGAUGGCGCCAGGCAAAGAGUCUGCAGAAGCUUCUUCCGAAGCUGAAGCCGGAGGUUGCGCUAACCUCUGGAGUGCUCCGUGCUCUGCAGACCACGCGCGGCAUUGGCUUCCGCGGGAGGACCCUGGUGGUGCCUGAGGCGCGGGAGGUGGGUGGCUGGCCCGCCAACGAGCCUGUGGAGACCCGCCGGGCCUUGGCCGGGGAUCUGGAGUCCCGCUUUGGCCGCUACGACUGGUCUCCAUGCGCUGCUUGCGGACCGCGGAACCGCUGGGAGAAGACCUCGGAGGUGAAGGAGCGGGCCCGGCGGCUAACUAAGUACCUCGAACGCCAACCAGAAGGACGGCUGCUGUUGGUCUCUCAUGGCGAGUUCCUGGAAAAGCUGACUGGCGACAAGUACAUGGACAAUUGUGAAGUGCGGACAUAUUCCUUGAGCAGAGGCAAGUGGCAGCGCUUGCGGUCAGUGAAGUGCUCGGAGUGA
Molecule: messenger RNA, 612 nt
Organism: Effrenium voratum
Lineage: Eukaryota; Dinophyceae; Suessiales; Symbiodiniaceae
Source: the annotation of a GenBank genome assembly